CUCUUGUUUAUACAGCACACUUUAAUUCACUUACACACAAAAUGGCAGAUCCACAAGGAGGUGAACUGGAAGAAAAACCUCCACCAUCGAGGACAGAGCGAAUUACCUAUUUAGUACUUCAUGUGCUGCUUCAUGUCAUAUUCAUAUCUUACUUUACGGCAGCCACAAUCAUUUUCAUCUUGUACGACAAGGAAUCCAAAGACUGCUGGCCCAAUAGGGGAGCCACUACCCAAUCGAUAGCUAACUUAACUGAGGACGAUGAUGAUGAUGAUGAAGAAGAAUUUUCAGAAAAGACCGUGCCAGAAGUAAAACCAAAAAUAUUGUGUAAAAUUAACUGGUGCCACGGAUACGGGUUCCUCAUCGUCAUGUUCAUUUUAUUUUAUAUUUUAUGGCUGUACUACUGGGUAUUUAAGCCAUUCGUGGGCAUCAAGCUGUAUAAUAACUACCUGGAACCAGCCAUUGACAGAUGGAUUGAAUUCAGUCGCCAGUGGGUAGUGUCCGGCGUAAUGCUAGGGAUUGUGGUCGCUGUGGCGGUGGCCUACCUCGGUUACGAGUGCCGCAAUGAUGCGUUCAAGGCAGUCGGACUGCUGGGACCCGUGUGCUUCGUCCUGAUCGGAUUCGCAGUGUCCAAGCACCACAAGAGAGUACCUUGGCGCAUAGUGACGCACGGGCUCCUGGGCCAGCUGCUGUUGGGUAUACUCUGCCUGCGCCUCCCUUUUGGCCGCUCUGUCUUCCAAUGCCUAGGAGACAAGGUGACGAUUUUUCUGCAGUACGCCCGGCACGGAGCCCGCUUUGUAUACGGGGAUCGCAUCUGCGAUGAAUAUGUCUUCGCAUUUGCCAUUCUGGCGGUGGUGUUCUUCUUCAGCGUGAUCACUAGCAUAAUGUAUUACCUUGGCUGGAUGCAGUUCAUACUGAGCGGUUUUGGCUUCUUGUUGCAGGCCAUGGUGGGCACCACUGUUUGCGAAAGUGUAAAUGCAGCGGGUAACGUCUUUCUAAGCAUGACCGAGAGCCCUCUGAUCAUCCGCCCGUACAUUGAAAUACUAACCGUCAGCGAGUUGCACGCUAUAUGCACCUCCGGCUACGCGACAGUGGCGGGUACUGUCCUGGGGGCGUAUGUGUCCUUCGGUGCUUCGGCAGCCUUUCUAAUUGCAGCCAGCGUGAUGGCUGCGCCGGGAUCCCUUGCUUUCGCCAAGCUGUUCUACCCCGAGACCGAGGAAUCUCUGACCAGGUCCGACAACAUUAGGCUGGAAAGAUCGACGGAUACGUCUAUUUUGGAUGCGGCAGCCGCGGGAGCUGCGGCAGCCUUGUUGAUUGUGCUCGGAAUCGUCUCAAAUAUCAUUGCCUUCCUAGCCAUUGUGUUUUUCCUAGACGCUGUAACGGAGUGGAUUUUUGAGUUACUUGGACUGCAAAACAUUACCCUGCUAUACCUUCUCUCCCAGAUCUUUAUUCCCAUUGUCUUCGUUAUGGGAGUGCCGUGGAAAGACUGUGAAGAAAUUGGCCUGGUGGUGGCCCAAAAAUCGUUCAUCAACGAGUUUGUAGCCUAUAAGAACCUAGGCUUAUUGAUGAACGAUAAAAAGGUUGAACCGCGGAGCGCUGCCAUUGCCAAUUUUGCUCUUUGCGGGUUUGCCAAUCCCGGAUCCCUGGGCAUUGUCAUCGCUUCGCUAAGUGCAAUGGCGCCGACGCGACGAACAGACAUCACCAGGGUAGCUGUUCGAUCUUAUUUCGCAGGCAGUUUUGUUAGCUUUACAUCGGCUUCGUUUGCAGGGAUUCUCAUUCAAAAUGAGUUUGCGGACAGUAAUUAAUUGCU
This is a messenger RNA of Drosophila erecta, 1807 nucleotides long. It is a transcript of the gene CNT1, whose product is annotated as sodium/nucleoside cotransporter 2. NCBI's taxonomy places the organism in Eukaryota, Metazoa, Arthropoda, Insecta, Diptera, Drosophilidae. Gene Ontology annotation, cellular component: membrane. The transcript is spliced from 6 exons. Gene Ontology annotation, molecular function: nucleoside:sodium symporter activity. The record is from RefSeq and is a predicted model, not a curated record. Gene Ontology annotation, biological process: nucleoside transmembrane transport. Bases 42 to 1802 code for a protein of 586 amino acids.